AUGAGACUGGAGGAUUUCAGAAUCAUGAGCGGUGACGACGGCAUCAAAUUCGUUGAGUUUGCAGAAGGGCCUACGAAAACAAGACCUGGAGGUUUGAGUGCAAAGCCAAGACAGUUCCAGCCCCAAAUGUUUCAGACCGGGGAAGGAAAAUGUCCAGUUGCUUUAUUUCGUCAGUACAUUAGCCGUAGACCUCCCAAUCUGAGGACGAGUGGUCCAUUUUAUCUCUCGAUAAAGUAUAACAGACGAGCCGACGACGAAAUUUGGUACAAAGUACAGCCCAUGGGGGAAAAUAAAAUCAACUCCAUGAUGAAGACCAUCAUAUCCGGAACCAGCCUUGAGACAUCUGAGAAGCGGUUUUCCAAUCACAGUGCCCGUAAAACGGUAGUCAGCAAAGUGAAGAAGGCGAAUCUCGAAAGGUCGGAAAUUGCAAAAGACACUGGUCACAGAAAUAUCCAAUCUUUAGAUGACUACGAUGAAGCAGACGAAGACGAACAGCGACAGCUUUCGUGGGCCAUCUCACGAAAGAACAGCACACCGAAGCCAGCGGGUAAUACACCUGGUCCUUGUACUUCAAGUGCAGUAAUUCCUCAUAAGAUGAGUUCACAAGCGCAGAAUGUAAUGAAUUCCUUCACCAACUGCAAUGUAACAUUCAACCUCAACAACAAGACUUCGCCUACCAUUCGAACUUGCAAACGGCGAUUGCGUUUCAUCGAAAGUAACUCCGAUACAGAUUGA
This is a messenger RNA of Porites evermanni, 735 nucleotides long. NCBI's taxonomy places the organism in Eukaryota, Metazoa, Cnidaria, Anthozoa, Scleractinia, Poritidae. The record is from the annotation of a GenBank genome assembly.